GCUGCUGAAUCCUCUCUGACUAUCUGAGCUGAAAGAUGGACGGCUGACAGGCAGCUCAGGCUCGGACUGAGGUUCAGGUUCAGAUUCGGACAGUCUGAGGGAGAGCUGACCUGUCCAGCGGGGGGAUUUCACUUCUGACUCCGCGGAAACUACGAAAGCUGAGCUGUAUUGACAGUGGCGCCCCCUGCUGGGCGGGGCAGGUGGAUGAUGAUGCGUGCAGGGGGGAAGUGGCUCAGUAACGGCUCGGAGGCCCUCAGCAGUGACCCUGAGGAAGAGGAGGAUGGAGAGGAGAUGGUGUUUGGGGAGAAUGAUGAAGAGUCGGAAGAGAUGAUGGACUUAAGUGACCUGCCCACCGCACUGUUCGCCUGCAGCGUCCACGAGGCCGUGUUCGAGGAGGACAGACAGCGGGAACGGUUUGAGUCGCUGUUCCGAAUCUAUGAUGAUCAGACGUCAUUCCAGAUGUUUAAGAGUUUCCGGAGAGUCCGGAUUAGCUUCAGUACGCCGGAGGCUGCAGCUCGCGCUCGCAUCGAGCUCCAUGAGUCUGAGUUCAACGGCUCCAAACUCAAACUCUACUUCGCACAGGUGCAGAACUCAGGUGAGGAUGUGGAUAAGACGUACCUGGCUCCACCCCAGCCUAUGAAACAGUUUCUCAUCUCCCCACCCGCAUCUCCACCUGUAGGGUGGAGUCAGGGGGAGGACGCCACGCCCGUCAUCAACUACGACCUGCUGUGUGCUGUGGCCAAGCUGGGGCCAGGGGAGAAGUAUGAGCUUCACGCGGGCACAGAGUCCACUCCCAGCGUAGUGGUGCACGUCUGCGAGAGCGAGACGGAGGAGGAAGAGGAGGCCCGGCCCAAGAUGAAGAUCGUCCAGACCAGACGUCCCGAGAGCCCACCGAAAGUCUUCAACUAAAACCCCCCUCCACGCUCUCACACACUGCACGUGUCCUCUGUCUCAACCUGUCUCUCUCUCUCUCACUUGCUGUGGGGGGGGAGACACCCUUCAUUUCAGCUCUAAUAAAAAUUAUAAAAUAAAAUUUUAAAGAUGAUCGGGCCGGUCGCUGAGGGGAGGGGCUUGUUUCGGUUGCCUCUGUGAUGGAUGGACAGAGUUGGUCUGGACUGGAGGAAACGAAAGUGACACACUUGACACAUCACUGUCCCACGGAGCAGACAGGGUGGCGUUUUUUUUGGGGAGGGUGGGGCGGGGUCUGAACCACCCCCCUCUCCUUCAAUUCAAGCACUUUUUCACUCACUCAUGUAGAGUUAGUCACAUUAGUGUAGCAAUAGGUGCUGUAGUGAUAUAUCUAUCUGUAGUAGUAGUGGUUUACUAUCAGACUUUGUUACUAUCAUUCACUGACAAUUCAGAAAUGCUUUAAAAAAGGGAAGCAAAAAGUUAUUUUCAUUAUUGUUUUUUUUUCGCAUAUCAGGCGAUGUGUCGGGUUUAGACGCCACACGGUCCCGAUGUGUGUGACGAAUGUACUGAGGGUUAAUCGCGAAAACACACACUGUCUGAGGUGUCGUGAAGAGG
Molecule: messenger RNA, 1524 nt
Organism: Colossoma macropomum (tambaqui)
Lineage: Eukaryota; Metazoa; Chordata; Actinopteri; Characiformes; Serrasalmidae
Gene: rcan3
Product: regulator of calcineurin 3
Exons: 5
Coding region: 205-909 (234 amino acids)
Biological process (GO): calcium-mediated signaling
Cellular component (GO): nucleus; cytoplasm
Molecular function (GO): nucleic acid binding; calcium-dependent protein serine/threonine phosphatase regulator activity
Source: RefSeq, a predicted model, not a curated record